UGCGUCAGAUGUCGUGUUAGUUAUGUGCACGAAGCGCCAUGCCGGCCCUGAACAUCCACACUGUGGCUGGGGGAUCCGACUUGGAAGGCCCUGUGGUGCGGAACAACUUCCCCGAGGAGGUCUUGAAGCGCCUAAAGAUCGUCAACACCAAGCGCAACGAGCUGGUGAAUGAAUUCUGGUACGAUGAGAAACAGUGCUUCUACAGCCAAAGUCGUAUAGAAGACCUCGAAGGUGCACACAAAUAUGCAAGGAUUAUCGGCCUGGAUUCGAACCAGUCGGAUCUGAGCUCCGAGAUCCUCUCGGCCUCUUUGAUGGUCGCAGGGGUCACCUCCCAGCUAGCCUUUGUGGCUGAUGUUUGGAAUCAAGAAGUUCCGGCCUAUCAAGCGGACAAAAAGAAGUUUCGGGCGGUCUACACGGCCGUCUUCUUUUCGGGCAUCGGCAUGCAGUUUUUAACCACGCUCUAUACCACGAUAUAUCAGAUGAGGUCCAGCCGUUUCCAAGCAGAUGCAUGGAUCGGGAAUUGGUGCGAAUGGUUUUUUAGCUGUGGCAAGCUUUUGGUGCUGAACCUAUUAGGUGUCGUGUCGACCCUCAAGGGCUUGCCGAUUAUUUUGCAUCCCCGGAAAGGGGUGCAGCCUUUCGCGGCCUUUAAGGCGAAAGGCAGACGCAUGUUUGCAGUAGGUUGGCCCAACAAGGUCAUGUACAACUGGGAGCGGGAUCGCAGCAAAAAGAUGGGGCACGUCCGUGUGAUCAUGUGCGCCCUGCCGCUUUUCCUGCUGCAGGUCUUUUUGGGCGAAGGGAUGAAAAGCAUGAGCUACAUGGCCUUUUUGAGUGGUGCCCUGACUUUGUUCCAAGUGGUACGAUCCAUUUACUCCUUCGUCAAAAUAAUUUAUCAUGAGUGUCUAGCCAAGCAGUACUUGCGGAUGAUGACCGACGAUAAGUUGCAGAACGAGUUGGAUUUCCUGGAGAAAAACACGGAGGCUAAGCGAGAGCUCAUCGUGAACUACCGACUUAGAGAGGAACAUUUCAAUGAGACGAUCCCCGAGCAGGUCCAGAAGUGGGUGCGGACAGAAAAGAUGGCCGGCGCUACUGACGACGGCUCCAACAUCAUUUGCUGCCACCUGACCUGCGAUGACGACGACUUGGAAGACACCGACAGCGACAGCGACUUCUCGGACGACGCGCUACUUUGCACCUCCCCGAAGUUCAAGCGACGCAGGUGACGCAGGAAGCGAAGCUGUGAAAGAAGUGAAGAACACGAACGUGAAGAACAACGUGAUGUGAGCGGAAUUCCGUGAGCAGCUUGCUGGGCUUGCUACGCUUGCUGGGCAGAUCUGGCAGCGUACACUUUGCCAAGAGAACUUUUCCAGAACCAACAGUUCAUCCAUUCUGCAUCCCGCAAGAAGCGAAGGGCAGCGUGCAAUCCAAGUGAGACAAACUCAGCCAGUGACUGUCACAACUCAGAUUUGAAGGGUUUCUCUAUGUUUUUCACUCAGUCAAAAGCUGGGACUGACCACCACCAGGUCUUUC
Messenger RNA from Durusdinium trenchii, 1527 nucleotides. Lineage: Eukaryota; Dinophyceae; Suessiales; Symbiodiniaceae. The record is from the annotation of a GenBank genome assembly.